CCGUGGCCGUCGUCAACUUGCCUCCCACCAGACGCAGUAUGAGGAAGUCGGCGAGAGGCGCCCUUGCCCCCGUUCCCGAGCGCGCUGCACAGGCGGAGGGAAGCGAGUACGUGAAUGCAACGCUGUCCGGGGAAGCGCUCUACUUUCUUCCCCAUUGGCUUGGCGGGAGGGGACCGGGCUGGCGCGGGUUGUCAGAGGCGAGCAGGGGCGGCGGGAGGGCGCAUCACUCUUCCCCCGCAGUGGGCGCUGCUCGGUCGCCCAGGAGCCGUACCGAAGCUCGGUCGCUCAAGACGUGCAGGGAUCCUGCUUCUGCCCCCCGACUCCUUUCGCGAGGAAAGGCGGGGAAGAGGAACACCCAGAUUGACUGGAAACGCUUGGGUGUCCGCGCACCCUGCCUCGUAUGACGCUCGGGCAGGCCUCUCGCUGCGUUUGGCCGGUAAGGUGCCUAAUCCUGUCCGGGCGCUUGCUUUCUUUCGCUUCGCGGCGGCCGGAAAAGUUGCCGCUUCCGCGCGCGGGGAGCCAAGUCUUUCGCGUCGCCGCUGCUGCCGCCCGGGAUAGAGGGUGGAAAGCAAAGGCCGGCCAGGCUUUCGACGCCCUCCAGUUCGUUUCGCCUCUUUUCCUGGGUCCCCCUCUUCCCCUCUCCCCGUUGCUGCUGGGCUGUAAGCAGGAAAAGUUUGUUUUGCGGCCCUAGAAGGCAAAAGGGAUGUUGGGCAUUCGGCAUGCAAGCCGGGGAAGAGGCUGCGGCUACUGCUUGGCCGGAAUGCCUUUUGCCAGCUGUGCUAGGCAGCUGUUGGGUAGCCCCUUCGGCUGCGGCCUCCGCCUGCUUCUGUUGUCACCUCGGCAACUUCGAAAGAAUUGGCUUUUCGCGCGCGCACGCGCUGCGGAAUUAAUCGGAGCUGCUUCCUCGCAGCCCGGCUUGAUUGCGCGCCCACGGGACCCGCCUCCGGAUCUGCUUUUUUGUGCAGGUUAGAAGCGUUUGUCUGCAGCCGCCUCCGCCACCACCACCCAGCCAGCGAGCCAAGUCGCUGCGUGAGGAGGCGGCGAGGAGCCCUGCGGUGUCGGGAGUACAGCGAGCGGUAACAGAAGCGACCCGGGGCCCCCAAUGGAGGAAGAGGAGGAGAUGGUGGCUGCCGUUAGCGAGGAGUGGCAAGGUGUUGCGCAAAAGAGAAAGGCCUGGGCUAAAAGCAGGGACUCCUGGCAAGCGUCGGAGGCCGAGCGCCUGUCUCCAGAACCAGCGGAACUGGCCCCGGAGCAGGAGCUCCGCAGCAGCAAGUUGCCCUUGACUACGGAAGGAGGCACUAUUCCAAAUGAAAAGAUUGCAAUAUGGCUUAAAGAUUGUAGAACGCCAUUGGGAGCUUCCUUGGAUGAGCAGAGCAACCCAACGUUAAAAGGCAUGCUGGUGAGGAAUGGAGGAAGUUUUGAAGAUGAUUUAUCUCUGGGAGCAGAAGCUAAUCAACUGCAUCAAAGCAUUGAACAAAUGGAAAUCUGUAACAGUAUGUUGGCAAAGGACAAGAGACUUCAGUUUCAUCAGAGGGGAAGGAGUAUGAAUUCCACUGGCUCAGGAAAAAGCAGUGCAACUGUUUCUAGUGUGUCUGAACUACUGGAACUUUAUGAGGAGGAUCCUGAAGAGGUUCUCUAUAAUCUUGGAUUUGGACGUGAUGAACCAGAUAUUGCUUCUAAAAUUCCAUCAAGGUUUUUUAAUUCAUCAUCUUUUGCAAGGGGAAUUGAUAUCAAAGUGUUUCUGAAUGCCCAACUGCAACGGAUGGAAGUGGAAAAUCCCAAUUUUGCUUUGACAAGUCGCUUUCGACAAAUUGAAGUGCUUACUACUGUGGCCAAUGCAUUCUCUUCCUUGUAUUCCCAAGUUUCUGGCACUCCCUUGCAGAAAAUUGGGAGCAUGAAUUCAGCAACUUCCAGUAAAGAGGCAUCCAGCCCUCCUCCUUUGUCACGAAGCAACACAGCGAAUCGUUUGAUGAAGACCCUCUCUAAACUCAACCUCUGUGGGAACCCUCAAGCAGGGGACAGUGGCAGUAGUACAGCCACUGAGAAGGGUAAAUCUGAAAAUGGGAGUGAAGAAACAGAAGUGAAAAAUGAAGCCAAAACUCCAAAACACUUCAAAGCAUCUUUGUUGGCAACAGUAAAAGAAGAAGUACCUUGCAACCAGUCCAGCUUACUAGGAGCUCUGGAUCCUUCAGAACUUUCUUCUGGCCCUAACGUUCAACAGGAAGCUCAAGGUUAUGCUAUGUCUUAUGAAGAUCAGCAAAAUAACAACUCUUUUGGACAUUCAGGUGGACUCCGUGAAAAGAUUGCUGCUAUGAACUCUUCUAGUCUCAUGGGUGAUACUCUGGAAUCAACCAAUUCUGAACUUAAAGGUAUUGAGGCAAUACAGAUGCCUCCAGCUUCAGUGGCCGAUAAAGAGGCUUGUGUUCCGCUAACCAUUCCAUCUAUUGCCAGCCUCAUGCUGCAACAGAAGGACUCCUUUGAGAUGGAAGAGAUUCAAAGCACAGAGGGAGAGAUUCCACAUGCUCCUAACACAAGCCAACUGGCUUUAACCAAAACAAAAAAAGAUCAGCUCUUGCGAUCAGCAAGUCAGCAUUCUGACAGCAGUGGCUUUGCAGAAGAUUCUUCCACUGACUGCUUCUUGCUCAGUCAGCUGCAGGGGCACGACUCGUUGCAGGCCAUGGGAAGCAGCGCGGAUAGCUGUGACAGCGAGACCACCGUGACAUCCUGUAGUGAAGAGCUCAAGACGCCAGUUGCCGAACCAGAGUUCUGUUUCAGCGAGCUUGACGAGGAGAAAUUCCUCCUCCUGGAAGUGGAGCGACAGGGGAAGGAAGCAGUAUCUGAGGUGGAUGCAGGAGGCCAGGACGUGUCGGAACAUCAGGGUGGACUUUCUUCAAGUGGCAAAGGGGAAGAGUUUGGCAGGGGCGGCUUAGAGAGAAGAAACGAAGCAGAAUCUGAGGCUUUGGAUGGAAGCAGCGAAGAGAGUGAUGUAGAUAAGAGCAGUGAAUACGAGUUCCCUCCGUAUAAAACUCACCAUAUUCUCAAAUCAGUGUCAUCUCUAGAAAGUAGCAGUUCCUCUCCUUCUUCUGUGGAGCGGGUGAAUAUUGCUUUGCAGAGAGCCCAGAGGAAGGACGGUGGGUCUUCCAAUCCCAGAACUGGUCGUCCCCUGCUCAAAUCCAGGGACCUUCUUUUUAAAAGCAGGCGUCAGGAUCCUGAACUGGGUUAUCCUCUUAGACGUUCCCAGUCCCUCCCAACCACUCUUCUCAGCCCGGUGCGAGUGGUUUCCUCUGUCAAUCUCCAGCUAACGCCAGGCAAGCAGAUGUUAUGUGGCCCUCCCUCUUUUAUGUUCAAGUAUGACACCGAGGAGGAUCCUGGGAAGGAAAAUACCCCAGAAGAAACAUGCUUCAGAGACGUUAACAGGAGCUCUCCUCCUCUGUGUAAAUCCACCCUCCACAUUGCUCCUUCACCCAAGAGGAGGGAACUUUCCCAGCCUGCUGGAAACAAGGGGCCAGAUGAGUUCUCUCACAGCAGAAUACAGAGCUGCCCUUUGCACCUCCCGCCAUGCAUGUCUCAGUCAUCGUGUUCGCUGCAUUCUCUCCGUUCUGAUGGUCCAGACCGGCACUUCCAGGGCCACACAAGGACAUUUAGUGCACACAGCAUCCCGAGCACCCCUGGCUCUUCCUGUGGGGGGUUGCCCUCUCCUUUUGGCUGCCCUCAUAUGCUGAGGCAUGUUGGACAUCCCCACCGGUUUCAUUCCAUAAACCCUCCCUCCACUGUUGAAAUGCAGUUGAGGCGAGUCUUGCAUGAAAUCAGAAACUCUUUGCAAAACCUUUCACAGAACACUAUGAUGAGAAGCCAUGACUUCACUGCAGCCUCUUACAGUACUCAGAGAUCAUCAGUUCUACCUCUUUAUGAAAAUACUUUCCAAGAUCUUCAAGUGGUAAGAAGGAAUCUAAACCUCUUUAGAACCCAAAUGAUGGACUUAGAAUUAGCCAUGUUGCGCCAGCAGACUGCUGUUUAUCAACACAUGACGGAAGAAGAGAGAUAUGAAGCUGAUCAGCUCCAGACUCUGAGAAAAUCGGUUCGUAUGGAGCUUCAGGAGUUAGAAAUGCAGUUAGAAGAACGUCUGCUUGCUCUUGAGGAGCAGCUUAGGAGCAUGCAUGCAUCAUCACCUUACAGACAAGAAACCUUCAUGGGAAUGUAUGGUAGCAGAAGCAUUGAUAAUUUGUCAUGUCCUUCUCCACUGAAUGUGAUGGAGCCAGUCUCUGAACUCAUUCGAGAGCAGUCAUCUCUGAAAUCAGAGUUAGGGUUGGGACUGGAUGAACUUGGCAUGCACACUCCUCCGCCUGAAGGCUCGGAAUCUGCCUUUGAUCACUGUGCGCACUCUGAUUCCUCUUCGGUGUGUUCCAGUCAAGCCAGCCGAAGAGCCCACAGGCAGUCAUCUGAAAGGUGCAAACCGCCCAGCCAAAAGGUCUACCGGGCAAGUGUAGCUUUGAUGCCCUCUCCACCUGCGAGAGCAGGAAUCGGGCAGCUGCCUGAGGAACACUUGACAUCCAAUUCCACUGCGGGGCAGAGACCUGAAAAGCUUCCCCUUGGGCCUGCAGCUGAGGAAAUGCCCAAGCGUGUGGAGAACGAGGAACUGCAGCAAGUCAUCCGAGAGAUCAAAGAGUCUAUUGUUGGUGAAAUCAGACGAGAAAUUGUAAGUGGGCUGUUAGCAGCUGUUGCUUCCCCGGGCAUAUCAGCUAAUGCUAAGCAAGAAACACAGCCAUGAAUCGGUACUACAGGGUUAGUAUAUGAUCCAGAGGACCCCGUGGAUGUCUCCAUUUGGGAUAUGUAGAUGGAUGCAUCUGCUUGUCCUCCUGAUGCCAGGAGAGACUGUUGUUGUACGCAACAGUGACUUGUGUGCUGCGUGUCUUCCCAUUUCAGGUCUAUGUACUAAGAUCAAGGCACUUUUCAUCUUACUGAUGUGCAUCAAUGAUCAAGAGAAUUGUGAUUAUCUUGCAAGCCUUAAUAUUUAUUUGUAUGUUCCUCCUAAGACUUGAAGAUUUCUGGACCUUCCCUGGUUAUAUUGCCUAGGAUUGUUAGAGUUUCAAACAACAACAACAAAAUCCCUGCUGACCUCUGUGAGGUAUUUAACUGUGCAAUAACUGUUUCACUUUGAGAGCUUGGAGUAAUCAUUUCCACUGCUGUUAUUAAGUGCCACUUAAAAAGAAGAGAAGAAGCUGUCAUACAAAUGAACGCUUGGGAGAAGCUGUCAUCUGCAGAGAGUUUAGAAAAUUACAUGAAUUUGCUUAAAACUACUACAGAUGCUUACACUGAAAGCCUUAACUUUGUAUAGUAGAUGACCUUUUUUUAAAAAAAAGAUUUAUAUAAUUUUCUGCUUUCUUUAUCCUUCCCUUUUUUCUUGGGAUGUCUUCUCUUGUCUUUUUUUUUAAUAACUUAAUGUAUGAACUACUCUGCAAUUAUAUUAAGAGAUGGUUUUAGCCGUUUCCUCUGCCUAUUAAAGCAAGUCUGGAAAACACUAGAUUAAAAGGCAAAACAAGUGGCAUAUAACAACAUACGCUUAGCAUUAGACUGCUGUUACGGGGAAAUUCACUUGUUUUUCUACAGCCUAAGGAAAAUGGCAUUCAUCACAGCCAAUAAAAAUGGAAGCAGGUGUGAUUCUUAAUACAUAGUUUAUACAUUAAUGCUCAAAGAGUUGAAGUAUAGCCAUGUCUUAAAUGCUAAUCAACUACCUUACAUGUUUUUAAAAUGUUUUCAGCUAAUAAAAUUAAGAUUCUUUUAAAUAAUGAGUGACUCAUAAAAAUGUAACAAUAUUGGGAGAAGUAUGUCAAAAAACUGCGUGUUGGGAAUAUACACCCAAGGGCUGAAUCCUUUUUAAAAAGGCUACUAUGCCAAUAAAAAUAUUUAUUUUGCCUACA
Candoia aspera is the source of this 5918-nucleotide messenger RNA. It is a transcript of the gene ITPRID2, whose product is annotated as ITPR interacting domain containing 2. Gene Ontology annotation, molecular function: signaling receptor binding. The record is from RefSeq and is a predicted model, not a curated record. NCBI's taxonomy places the organism in Eukaryota, Metazoa, Chordata, Lepidosauria, Squamata, Candoiidae. The coding region runs from base 1103 to 4768 and encodes 1221 amino acids. The transcript has 18 exons.